This is a messenger RNA of Morus notabilis, 1276 nucleotides long. Its product is annotated as PRA1 family protein H. Gene Ontology annotation, cellular component: Golgi apparatus; endoplasmic reticulum. Bases 58 to 975 code for a protein of 305 amino acids. Lineage: Eukaryota; Viridiplantae; Streptophyta; Magnoliopsida; Rosales; Moraceae. The transcript is spliced from 4 exons. Gene Ontology annotation, biological process: vesicle-mediated transport. The record is from RefSeq and is a predicted model, not a curated record.
CAUAACGCGAGACGUACAAAACAGUCUCACCGUUGUGGAAGUAGUAGAUUAUUUGCGAUGGCGUUCUCGUCGAACCCGCUGUCCCUCAGCGUUCCCGAGGCAGCCUUCGAAUCAUGGCUCCGCGACAGCGGCUAUAUCGAACUCCUCGACCAACGCACCUCCGACCUCCACCGCCUAUCUUCUUCUUCUUCUGCCGCCGCCGCCACAACCUCCGCUUCCACCUCCGCCGCCGCUGCCGCUACGACUACUGUCACCGGCGCCUUCGUCUCGCUCUUCUCUCACCUCGUCACGUUCCUCUCUCUCCUCAGCUUUAAUCCCUUCGCGAAGCUCUCCUCCGAUGACUUCUCCGCCCAGACGCCGCCGUGGACCGCCGCCUUCUUCGCCUCCUCCGACGCGUACUCCUUCCCUUCCUCCGCCUCCCAGGCUCGCCUCCGCGUCCAGGAGAACGUCAAGCGCUACGCCCGCAACUACGCUUCUCUCUUCAUCCUCUUCUUCGCUUGCACGCUGUAUCAAAUGCCAGUUGCUCUCUUUGGCUUGAUAUCUUGCCUGGCACUAUGGGAUGUUUUUAAGUUUUGUAGUGAGAAAUGGGGAUUGGAUUGUUAUCCAGUUGCUCGAGAAUGUGUGGUUCGUCUAUCCCAAUGCGUAGGUGCUGUUGUUAUGAUGUAUUCAAACGUUCAAAUGGCUCUCUUCUGUGCACUGGGCAUCAGCUAUGCAGGUAACCGUCAAAUACAUAUAUGCCUUCUCACUUAUUGGCACUCCUUUAACUCCACCCAUGAUUCUGCACGCUGCAUUUCGGAAACUGGCUCCUGCAAAGCAACGGCGUGGAGGGAAAUGAAAGUAGUGGUUCAAGUAAUUAAAACAGAAUUUAUGCUUGGCUAUACAGUCCAAGGCAUGUUUACUAGGGACAUGAUUGAUAGCUUCGCCUCUGGUGCAGGAACGCCGGGAGAGGAAGAUGGUUCAAAAUUUUGCAGAUAGCAUCUGACCUUGAAUUUCUUGCUUUUCCUUGGUACCCCAUCGAAUCAGAGGCUUAUUGCUCGCACGAGCAUUUUUUUAAAGGGAUAAGGAGGGACAAGCAUAAUUAGUAAAGUGAUUAGUAAAUUAUAGUAUAUUUUUUAAAAAUAGUAAAUUGUAGCAUAAUUUAACAUUUUAAGUUUUAAAUAUUAUUAAAAAUUUAAAAAUACUCUUAAAAUCUCUUUUUCCACCUCACUCCUCCCCUUUAAAGACUGGCGACCUGUGACCGUUUUCUUGCGAUUGUUUUUUAGAGACUGUUUUUGGG